CUGCCCAUUUCCCAGCGCUACCCUGUUCGCGACAGUUCGCGCAAGGCUGGAUCCCCACUCUUUAGCCUACAUGAUAGCCUCUGUCCUGUCGUAAGCACAACGCAAAACUUUGACUCCCUUUUGGUGUCCCCGGGGCAUGUGAGUAGAAUUCGACGGGACAAUUAUUAUCUUACUGCAAGCAGCAUGCUACGUAGUCACACUUCAGCACACCAAGCAGAGCUAAUCCGUCUCGGAUUAGAUGCCUUUCUGCUAGCUGGUGAUGUUUAUCGACGUGAUGCCAUCGAUCCCACUCAUUACCCUGUUUUUCACCAGAUGGAGGGUGUACGCUUAUUCUCCAAGGAAGAGGUAGGCUUACUGUGUGGAUUUCACUCAGCCUUAUCCAGUAUUUUUUCUUGA
Molecule: messenger RNA, 396 nt
Organism: Protopolystoma xenopodis
Lineage: Eukaryota; Metazoa; Platyhelminthes; Monogenea; Polystomatidea; Polystomatidae
Source: the annotation of a GenBank genome assembly